AUGUCAGAAUACAAAGCUGUCUCUAGUAGAUUAAGCUUUAGAGGCGAAAAGAGCUCCAGUCGCUCAUUGCAUUUAAUACUUUGGCGUAUAGGUUGGGUUUUUGCAACCUCAGUGGAAGAUCUAGUCGGGCCCAUAUUUAUAAUAUUUAAUAACGAAACCCUAGCAUGUCUACAAUCUUCUGAUAAUGAUAGUUCCAUAACUGUUCAUAAUAUUUCUCCCACCGAACAAUUGUCAACCGUUGAGCCUGACGAAGUUAACUGCGUUUUUGUUGGAGCCCGCGUCGUGGGUUCCAACGAGCGCAUUACACUAAAAACUUACAAGAACAAAUAUAUAUCUACCGACAAAUUUGGCGUCAUAACGGCUGAACAUGAAGCCAUUGGCCCACAAGAAGAGUGGUUGCCCAUAGUACGGGACGAUGGUAUUGCAUUCCAAAGUAUAUACGACAAAUUCUUGAGUAUUGACGAGAUUGCGGGUGGCGGAUACAAAAUUCGGGCGGAUGUAGAGACUAUUGGAUUUUGCGAGACGUUUAGAGUCAAAUGCCAGGCGAGGUUUAGGAAGAAACAAAAAGUCACGAAAAAAGAGGAUAGAGCAGUCUCUGAGGUUGAGGUUGAGCAGAUCAAAAAGUAUCAGACUUGGGGCGGUGGUAGGAUAAGAACAUCUGAAGAGGAUGUGAAUAAGCUGAGGAGGGCAAAGAAAGAAGGAAAAUUUAGUGAAGCACUGCUUGAUCGUCGAGAGAAAGUCAAGGCGGACCGAUAUUGUAAAUAG
Messenger RNA from Paraglomus brasilianum, 765 nucleotides. NCBI's taxonomy places the organism in Eukaryota, Fungi, Glomeromycota, Glomeromycetes, Paraglomerales, Paraglomeraceae. The record is from the annotation of a GenBank genome assembly.